ACACUUUUCAUUUGUCGUUGUCUUGUCAGAGGCCUAGUUGGAAAACGAAUUAGUUGCACCACUAGUUAAUAUAUUCGGCAUUUAAAGCUCCCCGCUAGAUGUCUACAAUGUUAGCGCUACAUCUAUUUGGUUUGUUUGUGUGUCUCUUUUUGAGACAGCUUACGCUUGUUUCAACAAAGGGAGUGAUUAAAGUUGAACUCAAUAGGUUCAGUAACCCUAAUGGCAAAACAUAUAGGAGUGACUGUUGUGAUGGUCCGAAGAUAUUUGGUGUAUGUCAGUCUAAAUGUGACCAUCGCUUUAUAGUUUGCUUAGAUCAUGCAGAUGGUAAGGUAAAAAGUCCACCAGUGUGUUCAUAUGGUGAAAUAGAUACAGGAGAAAUAGAGAGAAACCGAAAUGUCUUUACGUCGUUUGGGAAAAGGAUUGGAAGAGUUAGUAACCCUAUGGUAUUUAAUUUGGAAGAAUUGCCGCCAAAACUUGUUUUGAAGAUUUAUGCUUACGACAUGGACGACAGUACGUCUGACGUUAUCAUGAUAUUUUAUUCCAUCGAAACAAUUACGGUUGGUAAAGAAAAGCCUUUAUUAUGGAACCGUUUAAGUUGGGCAACCUUGAAAGCCACAGUUUCUGUUGAAUGUAAAGCGGGUUACUACGGGUCAAAGUGUACAGUGCUGUGUUUUUAUUCUGAUGGAGACAGAGGUCAUUAUAGAUGCCAUAAUUCUACAGGAGCCAAAAUCUGCCUUCCUGGUUGGACGGGCAUAGACUGUAAACUAAGUAUUGAUGAUUGUGUUGGUUUUACUUGUGAAAAUGGUGGAAGUUGUUCAGAUCGGCAUCUCAGAGCUUUCUGCUCCUGUGCUAGCGGAUUUACAGGUAAUAAAUGUGAAGUUGACAUCAAUGAAUGUAGCAGUAACCCAUGUCAAAAUCAAGCAACAUGCAUUGACAAACCGAAUCAUUACCAAUGUAAUUGCACCAAAGAGUGGAAAGGAAUUAAUUGCGAAACAGAUAUCAAUGAAUGUCUGACAUCACCGUGUCAGCAUGCUGGCAUUUGUAUCAAACCAAAAAAUGGAUACCAGUGUCGGUGUAAGAAUGGGUGGGCGGGGAAUAAUUGUGAAACAGACAUUGAUGAAUGUCAGUCAUCUCCAUGUCUAAAUGGAGGGAUUUGUGCGGACCAAUUAAACCAGUACCAGUGUAACUGUCGGGGUGGAUUUACAGGUGUUAAUUGCGAAACAGAUAUAGACGAAUGUCUGUCACUGCCUUGUCUCAAUGAUGGAAAUUGUAUCAACCAACUGAAUCAAUAUAACUGUGUUUGCAAAGGCGGUUGGACGGGGUUUAAUUGCGAAUCAGAUAUAGACGAAUGCCUAUCAAGGCCUUGUGUGAAUGAUGGAAUCUGUAUUAACCAACAGAACCAAUAUACAUGCACUUGUAAAACAGGGUGGACAGGCCUUAAUUGUGAGACAGAUGUUGAUGAAUGCAAAUCUUCACCCUGCCUCAAUGAGGGUACAUGUGUCAACCAACGUAGUCAGUAUUUAUGCCACUGUAAGGCAGGGUGGGUGGGGCUUAAUUGUGACGUUGACGUCGAUGAAUGUCAGUCAUCCCCUUGUCUCCAUGGUGGAUCCUGUAUAAAUGAACAGAACCGUCAUGAUUGUAUAUGUAAUGAAGGGUGGACGGGACUUAAUUGUGAAUUUGACAUUGAUGAAUGCGAAUCGUCGCCUUGCCGAAACAACGGCAUAUGCCUCAACAGACAAAACCACUUUCAGUGUAAUUGCAAGGAUGGAUGGUCGGGACCGCAAUGUGAACUUGAUAUUGAUGAAUGCCUUUCAUCUCCCUGCCUCCAUAAUGGCAAAUGUAAAAAUGAAGUGAACCAGUUUUCAUGCCAAUGUACACCCGGUUGGGUGGGACCUCAUUGUGAAGUUGACAUCGACGAAUGCAGGUCAUCUCCUUGCCUCCAUGGUGGAUCUUGCAUCAAUCAAGAAAACCAAUAUUAUUGUAAUUGUAGCAAAGAAUGGAAGGGGAAAAACUGUGAGACAGAUGAAGACGAAUGUCAUUCUUCGCCAUGUCAGAAUGGUGGCUUUUGUAAUAAUACUAUAGGUGGAUUCACCUGUUCAUGUCCAAAUGGAGUACUCGGCACAUUUUGUGAAAUUGAUAUAAAUGAAUGUAGCAGUAAUCCAUGUCAAAAUAAAGCAACAUGUAUCAACAAAUUGAAUCUUUAUGAGUGUAACUGUACUGCAGGAUGGACAGGUAUUAACUGUCAAACAGAAAUUGACGAAUGUCAAUCAUCACCAUGUCAACAUGGUGCUACCUGUCUAGAUGAUGUUAAUCACUAUACAUGUUUGUGUCCAUAUGGUACAUCAGGCUUAUACUGUGAAAUAAAUUAUGAUGAAUGCGAAAGUUCACCUUGUCAAAAUGGAGGAAAUUGUACAGAUAAUGUUGGCGGUUUUACGUGUGGAUGUUUAAAUGGUUUUACUGGAGUAGUUUGUGAAACCGAUAUAAAUGAUUGUCAUUCUACGCCAUGUUUUAAUAAUGCUACGUGUAUUGACCAUGUUGAUAUGUAUGAAUGUAUAUGUCAACCAGGAUAUAAUGGUACACACUGUGAGCUGGAUGUUGAUGAAUGUGAAUAUAAUCCAUGCUUAAAUAACGCUACUUGUUUAAACGAACCGGGAACAUUUAGCUGUGAAUGUCCUGUAGGUUUCGGAGGCGCAUUUUGUGAAGAGGAUUUCUGUGGCACGUAUCCUUGUAAAAAUAACGCUACUUGUAUUGGGGUGUUUAAUGGUUUCAACUGCAGUUGCUCCGAAGGUUUUAAUGGAAGUCUAUGCGAAGAAAACAUAGACGAGUGUGCUAUCAAUCUAUGUCAAAAUAAUGCAACAUGUGAAGACGUCGAUAAUGGAUUUGUAUGUCACUGUUUGACUGGAUUUACCGGUUUAAUGUGUGAAAUAGUUAUAGACCAUUGUAUUAAUAAUACAUGUUUCAAUAAGUCAGCAUGUGUUAAUAAAUUAGAUGGUUAUUAUUGUAACUGUCUUGAUGGAAAGACAGAGUUAAAAGUACCAUUCUUUGUAAGAGGAAAUUUAAAUGAAAAGGAUAAAUUAAUACUAAGGGAGGGUAUGCAAAAUGUUUUAGAUAAGAAUAGUAAAUAUGAGGGAGCUGAGGUGAAGAUACAUGUGAAAACUGAAAAUUUCUAUGGCGGACAGAGUGAGGAAAUCGUUAUGGUGAUGUUUAGCGUUUCUGUUAAUGAAACAUUCAUCUUGGAUAAUAAAAUUACCAAACUCAUCAAUGAACUGUCUGUGGAUGGAUUUUGUAGUUAUUUCCCCUUUCAGAUUUAUACUGGAAAAACAUACUUACGGAGACAAGAACCAACAAAUACAUUGCCUAUCAAAUGGAUCGUUGCUAUUUCAACGACAUCGGGAAUCAUCAUAGUUUGUGGUUUGAUGACGUAUUUCCUGACCGUAUAUUUCAGGAAAAAGAGACAAGCACAUUUUGACAGCUUAUAUAAUGAUAUAACUGAACAGGCAUUUGAUAAUGUUAUGUAUUUAGAUAGAUGUGACAAAGUGCCAAACAAUCAGGAUAAUUCUGUUGUGGACCAUAUUGAAUAACAUAGUGAUUAAAUGAAUGAAUACUAUGUUAUAUCGAACGCAACGGACCAAUGACAGCCAUCGCAAUGUUUUAUAUUUUAUUUCACGUUUAAUUCAAGAUGCAUUAUGUUACGGUGGCUGAUAAGGGACAUGAAAAAUAAUAUAAUUUAUUUUGUAUAAUUUUCACCCAAGUCAAUUUUAAUUUUCACCCAAGUCAAUUUUAAUAUAAUUUGUUUUUUAUAAUUUUCACCCAAGUCAAUUUUAAUAUUAUUUGUUUUUUAUAUUUUUCACCCAAGUCAAUUUUAAUUUCCACCCAAGUCAUUUGUAAUUUAAUUUGUUUUUUAUAAUUUUCACCCAAGUCAAUUUUAAUUUUCACCCAAUUCAUUUCUAAUAUAAUUUCAAUUCUGUUCAAUUUUCACCCAGCGCGUGAUGUCAUCUCAAUUAGCCUCGUUUCCAAUGUAAUGUAUUAUGUUUUAUAUUAUAUGGUUCUCAUACUGUAAUUAGCAGAUUGCAAUGUAUUAUGUUUUACCUUAUAUCAAAUAGAUAUUUUUAUACACCCACAUUUUCAUAUGGACGUAUAUUGUCGUCACCCCUGUCCGUCCGGACGUCCAUCCAUAAUUUGUUUGUGGACACUAUACAGGUCAAGAUUCUUAUCCGAUUUUGACGAGACUUACAGGUUAUCUCCAAAAGAUCUCGGUUUCUUUCGAUAUUAGCAUGUAUCGGAUUAAAACUUCAUGAAUUAUGGCCCCUGAUCGUACGAAAAGUCACUUUUUUUCUAGCGUGUGGACACUCUAGAGAUCACAAUUUUCAUCUGGUUUCUUUCAAUAUUCCCGCUUUUCGGAUCUUAACUUUCUGAAUCUCGUUUUAGACUGUGGUUCCUCUAGAGGUCACAAUUUGUAUCAGAUUUAAAAAACCGUUUGAAUAUAUCACCGUUACGCCCUAAUGAUGAUUGAGUUCGAAUUUUCUGAAAAUCUGAUCGAAACUGGCGGACAAAAUGGUCGCCCCUCGUACGCAAACUUUGAGAGGGAGAGAGAGAGAGAAAUGGGGUUUAACAUCCACUCGACACAAACUAGGUCAUUUCGGGACUAACAUAUGAUUUAAUUUUAUUUCAAUAAUUCGCUUGCGCGUAGGUGUCUUUAGAAGUGGGAGGAAAGCGGAGGACCCGGAGAAACCCCACGAGGUUGGACGCAAACUUUGAUGAAACUUAAAAUAUAUAUCCCAAAUAUCUCAGUCCAUGUCGAUAUUCGCGCAUUUCGGACCAUAACUUCAUGGAUUAUGGCCCCUGAUUGUAUGAAAAAUAGCUUUUUUUAUUGCUUGUUCUCAAUCCACCUCUUGCAAAAUAUGGGCGUAUCUUGCCUGGCAACUACUGGUUCUCAUACUGUAAUUAGCAGAUUGCAAUGUAUUAUGUUUUACCUUAUAUUAAAGAGAUAUUUUUCUCAUUCUGUAAUUACAUGUAUCAGAUUGUAAUAGAUUAUGAUUUACCUUAUAUCAAAUAUUUAUUUUUCUCAUACUUUUAUUAUCAGUUCUGGUUUAAAUUAUAUAUGUCACCAGAAAAGCCAUAACUACUGUAAUAAAGAUUUUUGAUAUUAUAAAAUGAUGACUUUUUAGGUGAACACAAGCAGGCCUGUCAGCGUAUCAGAGCCAGAAAUGAGGCCUGUAAUUACAUUUGAUUUAUACUUUAUGGACUGAAAUUAUCACAAGAUCUCUAAUUCAAAGGGAAGAAAUCUUGACUUUCAUUAAAUGUUCAGAAUUGAAAGGGGGGGGUGCGAAUAGUGAACGUGUGUGCAUUGCAUCAUAAAUGCAAGUGGCGUGGUUUCGAUUUCCCGCUCGUACGUGGCAAGGAGUAGGGUUGUUCGUCCAGUACUCCAGUUUCCUUCCAUUACUAAAGACCACUACACACAAACUGACUAUUGAAAUGAAUGAAUUAUAGUCCUGAAAUGACUAUCGACUCAAGUAUCUUGCGAGAACCUCCCUGGGGAGAUUUGCUAUAUAAAUAGGCCUAUAUUGGAAAGUGUAAUAAACUUUUUUUUGAAAAUAUCCAAAAAUUAAACUGAAAGGAAACACCAAAUCCAGUUGAAGUGCCCCAAGUCCAAGAAAAGAGACCCUCUGUGUCCUGUAAGAAAAGGGGCCCUUUGACUUUAUGGCAAAGCUAUCUGUGUUUGUUUCCAGUAGUAAGGUCAAGAUCCAUGCGUGUGAGCCAUCAUUCAUUAGUGCACAUAGGCCAAGUUGUUUUUUGUUAUCUCUUUCCAACAAACCGCGCUAAAUUCUAUGUCUGGAUGUUCGGUAGCGUUGUCUAUGAUGGGUGCUUAUAUCAAUAUCCAGGCCCCUAGUACAUUGGCGAGCAUGUAAAAUAACUCUUGACAGUUGAAAUUUCACUUCGUGCCGCUGACAGAGGAAAAUUUCCCGUCUGGCAUACUGUAUUCAUUAACCCAGUCGGAGUAGGACGUAAAACCCCCAUUUCAUUUUAUUUCAAUGCGUAUCACUGUCAGAUCCCGACUAAGAUUGUGUCGACCCCUGCACGUUUAUUUUCCCAAUGGCGGGCGAAAAUUAGUGUUUUGGAAACGAGGCUAAUUGAGAUGACAUCACGCACUGGGUGAAAAUUUAACAGAAUUGAAAUUAUAUUACAAAUGACUUGGGUGAAAAUUAAAAUUGACUUGGGUGAAAAUUAAAAUUGACUUGGGUGGAAAUUAAAAUUGACUUGGGUGAAAAUUAUAAAAAAACUAAUUAAAUUACAAAUGACUUGGGUGGAAAUUAAAAUUGACUUGGGUGAAAAUUAUAAAAAAACAAAUUAUAUUAAAAUUGACUUGGGUGAAAAUUAUAAAAAACAAAUUAUAUUAAAACUGACUUGGGUGAAAAUUAUAAAAAACAAAUUAUAUUAAAAUUGACUUGGGUGAAAAUUACAAAAAACAAAUUAUAUUAAAAUUGACUUGGGUGAAAAUUAAAAUUGACUUGGGUGAAAAUUGUAAAAAAACAAAUUAUAUUAAAAUUGUGGUUUCGAAUCCCCGGUUGUACGUGACAAGGAGUAGGGUUGCCUGUCCAACCUCGUGGGUUUUCUCCGGUUUCCUCCCACAGCUAAAGAUCCCUACGCGCAAGCGAAUUAUGGAAAUAAAAUUGAACCAUAUGUUAGUCCCGAAAUGACCUAGUUUGUGUCGAGUGGACGUUAAACCCCAUUUCUCUCUAUAUAUAUUAAAAUUGACUUGGGUAAAUAUUAAAAAACCCAAAUUAUAUUAUUUUUCAUGUCCCUUAUCAGCCACCGUAUUAUGUAGAUUUUAGAUAAAGAGCUUGCCGUUCCUGCCUUAACAGUUCAAAAAUAGAUUGAUUACUAUGGAUUAAAACAUUUUGUCUGGAGUCAC
This is a messenger RNA of Patella vulgata (common limpet), 6913 nucleotides long. RefSeq names its product fibropellin-1. Bases 99 to 3581 code for a protein of 1160 amino acids. Gene Ontology annotation, molecular function: calcium ion binding. The record is from RefSeq and is a predicted model, not a curated record. Gene Ontology annotation, biological process: heterophilic cell-cell adhesion; establishment or maintenance of epithelial cell apical/basal polarity; cell communication. Lineage: Eukaryota; Metazoa; Mollusca; Gastropoda; Patellidae. Gene Ontology annotation, cellular component: protein-containing complex; plasma membrane. The transcript is spliced from 15 exons.